UUUUUUUUUUUUUUUGAUAUAGCAACAAUGGCUAACGCACCCAGAAACUCCAUCCUUGUUCCCGGCGUCUCUCGUUACAGCCGUUCGGUCAUCUACUCCAAGAAGGCUUUGUACAAGCGCAACAAGUACAACACUCCCGCUGCUGUGAAGGAAGUUGCUGCUGAUAAGACUGUUGAAGUCAAGGGUGCCAAGAAUGGUGGUAAGCGUACCAUCCCUGCCAACAAGGCCAGCAAGUUCUAUCCUGCUGAAGAUGUUCCUCAACCCAAGAAGUCUCGCAAGACUGUCAAGGUCGCUGGUCUCCGUCAAUCCAUCACCCCUGGUACUGUUGUCAUUCUUUUGGCUGGUCGUCACCGUGGAAAGCGUGUUGUUGUCUUGAAGCAAUUGGACUCUGGUCUUCUUCUUGUCACUGGUCCUUUCCGUGUCAAUGGUGUCCCCUUACGUCGUGUUGAUCAAGCUUACGUUAUUGCCACCUCCACCAAGAUCGAUAUUGGUGCUGUCGAUGCCAAGUUCAACGAUGCUUACUUCAAGAAGUCUUCUGCUACCAAGUCUCAAGAAUUCCUUGCUUCUCAACAAGAAGGUGCCAAGGCUGUUCCUGCUUCCAAGGCUGCUGACCAAAAGGCCGUCGACAAGGCUAUCCUCGAAGCUGUUGUCAAGACUCCUUUCCUCCGUCAAUACUUGUCUGCCAAGUUUGGUUUGUCCAAGGGUCAAUUCCCCCACAACAUGAAGUUCUAGAUUAGAUACAGUUAGUUAUUAGAGCUUUUUUUGGUGAUUUUGUUGUGUGUAUGUUUUUUUUUAUGACAUCUUUUUAUUCAAAUAAAAAAUAAAAAAGGGUUGAUUUAUUACUAUUA
Halteromyces radiatus is the source of this 848-nucleotide messenger RNA. Its product is annotated as ribosomal protein L6e-domain-containing protein. Gene Ontology annotation, molecular function: RNA binding; structural constituent of ribosome. The coding region runs from base 28 to 732 and encodes 234 amino acids. The transcript has a single exon. The record is from RefSeq and is a predicted model, not a curated record. Gene Ontology annotation, biological process: cytoplasmic translation; ribosomal large subunit assembly. NCBI's taxonomy places the organism in Eukaryota, Fungi, Mucoromycota, Mucoromycetes, Mucorales, Cunninghamellaceae. Gene Ontology annotation, cellular component: cytosolic large ribosomal subunit; ribosome.